Molecule: messenger RNA, 1009 nt
Organism: Lactuca virosa
Lineage: Eukaryota; Viridiplantae; Streptophyta; Magnoliopsida; Asterales; Asteraceae
Source: the annotation of a GenBank genome assembly
UCCGGUUCUGAUUUUGAACUCGUGAGUGGUCGAAGACAACGUCGAGCUGUUGAUUAUAGAAAGCUUUAUGAUGAAAUGUUUGGAAAAGAUGCUCUUGCAAAUGAACAAGUAAGUGAAGAUGAAGAUUGGGGUCCCACAAACAGAAAGAGGAGAGAGAAAGAGUCGGAUGCAGCAAGUACCCUAAUGACUCUUUGUGAAACUGAGGACAAAAUGGGAAAAGAUGUUGCUGAAAUAUCAAAGAAUGACCCAGAAAGUAAAAGAUCGUUUUUUAGGAUUCCAUCUGAAGCUGUAGAGAAGCUUCGCCUUGUUUUUGCAAAGAAUGAACUUCCCUCUCGAGCUGUUAAAGAAGAGAUUUCCAAUCAGUUAGGUCUCGACCUUGAGAAGGUUAAUAAAUGGUUCAAGAAUGCGCGUUACCUGUCAUUAAAAAGGAAGGCGAAAGAUAAGCCAACUCAAAAUGAUGCUCCUUCUAUUUCAAAAAGAAUCUGCUAUUAAUGAAAUUUUAUCAGAGAAUAUUCCCACAAAUGCUACAAAGCAUAAUGACAAUGGAGAUUUACUUGUUUCUACUUCAACCAACAUGGUUGACUGUGAUGUAAUUGGUGGGACCCAAAGUGAUAAUCAAGAAGCCACGUCAGCAGAAGCUCAUAUGCAGAAGCUUUGUUAUUUGAAAACAAAGUUGGAAAAUCUACAAAGUAUAUUACUUGUAAGAACACCAAACAGAAGAGCUAAAACAACAGCAGCACAGUCAUCAUCUAUUGAGCAUAGCUCCACCAUCUUUGUUCCCAUUGCACAACUCAAGGAAAAACCCUAAAUGGCUACAACAAAUGAGUCACUUUUUCUAAAUAGAAAAUGUAUAACGUUAAUUGUAACAAGAGUUAAACCAGUUAAUUUUAUAUUAUGUAGCUUUAUGUACGAAAGAACAAUGAGUUUUAUAAUUAUCUUUUUACAUAGGAGUUUUAUAAAGAUAAAAUGUUACGAAUCUGAGUGUUGUGUCUUUUGACUAUUUGAAAAG